AAGCCCAAUAUUUCAUAGGCCCAACAUUCUUCUCUCUCUCUCAUCAGAGGUGUUUCUCACAGCUACUCCAAAACCCUCUUUCAACUUAAACCCUAACUAACUAUAAGUGUGAAAAGAGUAACUGAUUAUUGGAGUGAAGAUGAAGAUGGGUCAACCAUUUAGUGGUAACAUGAAGAAAGCUCUUGCUGGCAUAAGGCGUAUCAAUUUGGAAGGUCUGAGAUGGAGAGUGUUUGAUGCCAAAGGCCAGGUCCUGGGAAGGCUAGCAUCACAGAUAGCCACCGUGGUUCAAGGCAAAGAUAAACCGACGUACACACCUAACCGCGAAGAAGGCGAUAUGUGCAUUGUGCUUAAUGCAAAGGACAUUUGUGUCACUGGGAGAAAACUUACUGAUAAAUUCUAUCGAUGGCACACUGGUUACAUAGGCCAUCUCAAGGAGAGGAGUCUGAAAGAUCAGAUGGCUAAGGAUCCAACAGAAGUUAUUCGCAAAGCUGUCCUGCGUAUGCUGCCUAGAAAUAAGCUGCGUGAUGAUAGGGAUCGGAAAUUGAGGAUUUUUACCAAUGAUGAGCACCCUUUUGGUGACAGACCUCUAGAGCCUUAUGUGAUGCCUCUUAGACAAGUUCGUGAGUUGCGCCCUCGUACAAGGCGAGCCAUGAUUCGAGCUGAAAAGAAAGCUGAACAACAGCAACAAGGUACAAACAACACAAGUAAAAGAAAAAAGAACAAGGAUGUGGAAGAAGAAGAAGCACUGAGCACAUGAAACAGAACACACUUGCUCCACAAGAAAUUUUGAGUUUGGGCUCUAUUGUCAGCCAUAAUGCGAUCUUGGCGUGGCUAUCGAGGUGAUUGGAAAUUUUCUAGUACCAUCUUAUGAGCUUGGUGUUUGUUUUUUUCUGGCUUGUUUACAUGUAUUUGUCAUUCACUUGUCUGAUGUUAUAUUUGGCUGGAGAUGAACAAGGAGAAAUGAUACACUUGAGCAUCAUUAUUGGCAUAUGAUGCACCAAUAAGCUCUUCUUAGUCAGAAUGUUAUUUCAUAUAUAACUGCUAUAGUUAGUAAAGAAGGUUUAAGCUAAUUAUAUGUAGUCAAUAUUGACAA
This is a messenger RNA of Lycium ferocissimum, 1093 nucleotides long. RefSeq lists its product as uncharacterized. The transcript is spliced from 6 exons. Gene Ontology annotation, molecular function: mRNA binding; structural constituent of ribosome. Gene Ontology annotation, cellular component: ribosome; mitochondrial large ribosomal subunit. Gene Ontology annotation, biological process: negative regulation of translation; translation. The record is from RefSeq and is a predicted model, not a curated record. The coding region runs from base 140 to 757 and encodes 205 amino acids. Lineage: Eukaryota; Viridiplantae; Streptophyta; Magnoliopsida; Solanales; Solanaceae.